Molecule: messenger RNA, 348 nt
Organism: Podospora pseudopauciseta
Lineage: Eukaryota; Fungi; Ascomycota; Sordariomycetes; Sordariales; Podosporaceae
Exons: 2
Coding region: 100-348 (82 amino acids)
Source: RefSeq, a predicted model, not a curated record
AAAACUCUACUGUACACCACCACCCCAAAUUCUCCCGCUGAAGACUCGUCGUGUCUCAGUUUACCACACCAAAAAGGACGCCGACCGGGCUCGGGUUGGAUGAGUUCGUGGUUCAGCUUCCCGCAUUCCGACCCGAGUGAAGUCGGCGACCACGUGGUGUCUUCCGUCCUGUCGAAAGGACAAUGGUUGGCUGGCAAUCACCCCUCACAACGGCGAACAUAUACACUCCCUACAUAUCAACGCCAACCACCCAACACCCAGCAACUACAUAGCAUAUCCGCGAACUACUUGCACCACUACACCGAUAGCUCCCCGGCACUUGACGUGUUGGGAAUAGUGAAGCUGUAG